CUGCGUGGGUUCGGAGCUCAUUAAUCUCUCCAGCUCUCUGGAUCCCCCGACCCUUCGCCGUCAUCGACCUCCUUGUACCUGGCGAGGUGGAGACGUCCACCUCCCUCGGGUUUGAGAAGGUGAAUCAACAUGAUGGAUUUCUCUAAGCUACCGAAAAUACUUGAUGAAGACAAUGAAAGUGCAUUUGGUUAUGUGCAUGGGGUCUCAGGACCUGUGGUUACAGCCUGUAACAUGGCAGGUGCAGCCAUGUAUGAGCUAGUGAGAGUGGGCCACAGUGAGUUGGUUGGAGAGAUUAUUCGACUGGAAGGUGACAUGGCUACUAUUCAAGUGUAUGAAGAAACAUCUGGUGUGUCUGUUGGAGAUCCUGUACUCCGCACUGGUAAACCUCUGUCAGUAGAGCUUGGUCCUGGAAUUAUGGGAGCCAUUUUUGAUGGUAUUCAAAGACCUUUGUCGGAUAUCAGUAGUCAGACCCAAAGUAUCUACAUUCCUAGAGGAGUAAAUGUUUCUGCUCUUAGCAGAGAUAUCAAAUGGGAAUUUACACCCAGCAAGAAUCUACGGGUUGGAAGUCAUAUCACUGGUGGAGAUAUUUAUGGAUUUGUUGAUGAGAACUCACUUAUCAAACACAAAAUUAUGUUACCUCCAAGAAACAGAGGAACUGUCACGUACAUUGCUCCAGCUGGGCAUUAUGAUGCCUCUGAUGUUGUCUUGGAGCUUGAGUUUGAAGAUGUGAAGGAGAAGUUCAGUAUGGUCCAAGUAUGGCCUGUCCGUCAGGUUCGGCCUGUCACUGAGAAGCUGCCGGCCAAUCAUCCUUUGCUGACUGGCCAGAGAGUCCUUGAUGCCCUUUUCCCGUGUGUACAGGGAGGAACUACUGCAAUCCCUGGGGCUUUUGGCUGUGGAAAGACAGUGAUAUCACAGUCUUUGUCCAAGUAUUCCAAUAGCGAUGUGAUCAUUUAUGUAGGAUGUGGUGAAAGAGGAAAUGAGAUGUCUGAAGUUCUCCGGGACUUCCCAGAGCUCACUAUGGAAGUUGAUGGGAAGGUGGAGUCCAUCAUGAAAAGGACAGCAUUGGUGGCUAAUACCUCCAACAUGCCUGUUGCUGCUAGAGAAGCCUCUAUUUAUACUGGAAUUACACUAUCAGAAUAUUUCCGUGACAUGGGCUACCACGUCAGUAUGAUGGCUGACUCUACCUCUAGAUGGGCUGAGGCCCUUAGAGAAAUCUCUGGUCGCCUAGCUGAAAUGCCUGCAGACAGUGGCUAUCCUGCAUAUCUUGGUGCCCGGUUGGCCUCUUUUUAUGAACGAGCAGGCAGAGUGAAAUGUCUUGGAAAUCCUGAGAGAGAAGGGAGUGUCAGCAUUGUAGGAGCAGUUUCUCCACCUGGUGGUGAUUUUUCAGAUCCGGUAACAUCUGCUACUCUUGGUAUUGUUCAGGUAUUCUGGGGCUUAGAUAAGAAACUAGCUCAGCGUAAGCAUUUCCCCUCUGUCAAUUGGCUCAUCAGCUACAGCAAAUACAUGCGUGCCUUGGAUGAGUACUACGACAAACACUUCACAGAGUUUGUUCCUCUCAGGACCAAAGCAAAGGAAAUUCUGCAGGAAGAAGAAGACCUGGCAGAAAUUGUACAGCUUGUGGGAAAGGCUUCCUUAGCAGAAACAGAUAAAAUCACCUUGGAGGUAGCAAAACUUAUCAAAGAUGACUUUCUACAACAAAAUGGAUAUACACCCUAUGACAGGUUCUGCCCAUUCUAUAAGACGGUAGGGAUGCUGUCCAACAUGAUUGCAUUUUAUGAUAUGGCCCGAAGAGCUGUUGAAACCACUGCCCAGAGUGACAACAAAAUCACAUGGUCCAUUAUCCGUGAGCACAUGGGAGAGAUCCUCUAUAAACUUUCCUCCAUGAAAUUCAAGGAUCCAGUGAAAGAUGGAGAGAUGAAGAUCAAGAGUGACUAUUCACAACUUCUUGAAGACAUGCAGAAUGCAUUCCGUAGCCUGGAAGAUUAGAACUGUGAUGAUUUCUUUCCUCUUCUUCCUCAGCAAGUUCAUACGUGUAUAUUUUCCUAAAUUCCUCAGCUCAAGCCCUUGGCUUCUUUUUUGUGCAGCUUUGAGAUUAGUGCCUGUGUAUGUUACAAGUUGUUUUGCUGUUUAUUUGGCAAGUCUGAUAUAAAACAAACAUUCCUUUGUUCCAAUGUUUGAGGGGCUCCCUGAUCCCUUAUCUGAAGUGGUGAACGUAGUAAAUAUGACGUACAAUAGCUACAUACUGUAAACUUGUUUGUAUAGUGACAACCUUCCUUCUCCUAGAUGUGCCCUUUUCUUCAUCUCCAUUAAAUUAUAAACAGAACCUAC
Molecule: messenger RNA, 2328 nt
Organism: Dipodomys ordii (Ord's kangaroo rat)
Lineage: Eukaryota; Metazoa; Chordata; Mammalia; Rodentia; Heteromyidae
Gene: Atp6v1a
Product: ATPase, H+ transporting, lysosomal 70kDa, V1 subunit A
Exons: 15
Coding region: 130-1986 (618 amino acids)
Biological process (GO): proton transmembrane transport; ATP metabolic process
Cellular component (GO): proton-transporting V-type ATPase, V1 domain; lysosomal membrane
Molecular function (GO): proton-transporting ATPase activity, rotational mechanism; ATP hydrolysis activity; ATP binding
Source: RefSeq, a predicted model, not a curated record